AUGGGCACAGACAAGCUGGUUCAUGCAGAGGCAAUUAGGGUGGGGGGGCAAGGGAAAGCAGGUGUCUCCUACAUAUGCAAUACAUUGGGCCAGAUAAACUCAAGGGGUCUAUGGUUUGGAGACAACCCUCUUGAUUUCCAUGUCCCUCUCUUGCUUUUGCAGCUCUCCCUCAUCUCCAUCUUCUACCGAACACUUCAUUUCUUUCUCAAGCCCUUUGGCCAACCCUCUAUUGUUUCUCAGAUUAUUAGUGGUGUCAUAUUAGGUCCUUCAGUUCUUGGGCGCAGUGCAGAAUUUGCAGCCAACGUUUUCCCAACUAAAGGGAACACUUUACUUGAGACCUUUGCAAUUUUUGGUUUCAUGCUUUUUAUCUUCCUAAUUGGCGUGAAGAUGGACCCAACUAUCAUUUUUAAAUCAGGUAAAAGGGCAGUGGCAAUAGGACUUUUAGGCUUCUUUGUUCCGUACGCAUUGGCUGGACUUGUUGCCUUUGUCCUCCAAAAAUCUCUAUCACUGGAUCAUGAUCUUUCCACUGUGCUUCCGCUUCUGGUAGUACUCCAGUCUCUGACUGCCUUCCCUGUUAUUGCUUGCUUUCUUGCCGAGCUCAAACUCCUCAAUUCAGAGAUUGGAAACCUGGCAUCAUCUUCUUCAAUAGUAUGCGAUAUAUGCUACUGGUUUGUUAUGGCAGUGAGAUUUGCGACAAGAACUACAGAGAAGUCUCUGGCAAUAUCAAUUGGGACCUUUUUCUCAGCUGCACUCUUUAUCAUUUUCCUUGUGUUUGGAGUCCGUCCAGGAGUUAUGUGGGCUAUUCAACAUACCCCUGAAGGAAAACCUGUAAAAGAAAUAUACUUUUUUGCAGUUAUUGUAGGUGUUAUGGUCUGUGGAUUUAUGGGUGAAGUUAUUGGCUUAAGUUCUUUUCUGACAUCUUUCCUUUUGGGCUUGGUCAUACCAGAUGGUCCACCCUUAGGUGCUGCAUUAGUAGAGAGGCUUGAUUGUUUUGUUUCAGCGUUGCUCAUGCCUAUCUUUUUCACCACAUGUGGACUAAGGAUGGAUGUUUUUGCCAUAAAAAAGUUGAAGAAUGUGGGCGUGAUUCAGUCACUUGUUCUCAUUUCUUUUUUGGGGAAGACAAUAGGGACAAUGUUGCCUCCUAUCUUCUGCAGGAUGCCAAUCCGAGAUGCCCUCUCUUUUGGUCUUAUCAUGAACUCCAAAGGCAUUGUUGAACUUGCUGUGUUGAUUGGCUGGAAGCUAGAAAAUGUCAUCAACGAAGAAUGCUUCGCCAUUAUGAUUAUCUCUGUGGUGAUUGUGACAGGAGUUAUCUCACCCCUUGUGAAAGCCCUGUAUGAUCCUUCAAGGAGAUUCAUUGCUUACAGAAGGAGAACUAUUUUGCACCAUAGGCGCAAUGAGGAACUGCAGAUCCUUGCUUGCAUUCACAAGCAGGACAAUGUACCAGCAAUUUUCAACCUUCUUUCUGCCUCUAACCCCACCAAAGAGAGUCCCAUUAAUUUAGUUGUACUCCACCUAGUCAAGCUUGUUGGUCGUGCGUCCUCCCUACUCAUCACCCACAUGCCUCGUGAGAAGCCUUCUCAACACCCAACUGAAUCAGAACGAGUCUUCAAUGCAUUCGAAAAGUUUGAAAGAUAUUACUCUGGCCAUCUUAGAGUGCACUGUUAUAAAGGCAUUUCCCCGUAUGCAACAAUGCACAAUGACGUGUGUUCCCUAGCUCUCGAGAAGAGAACAACCUUCAUAAUCAUCCCUUUCCACAAGCAGUGGGUUAUUGGCGAUAGAGUAGAGUCCUCUUAUGCAUUCAGGCACCUGAACAAGAAUGUUCUUGAUAAGGCUCCUUGUUCUGUUGGAGUGCUCAUAGACCGUGGGAAACAGAGGAAACCUUGGUCUGUAGUUGGACCGCCAGCAUUGUAUCGGGUGGCUGUGCUCUUCUUUGGUGGUGCAGAUGAUCGAGAAGUUCUAGCAUAUGCUGGACGCAUGUUGGAGGAUUCUAAUGUACUAGUCACACUUCUUCGUUUCUAUUCUUCAGCUGAGGUUGUUGGGGGUACAUCAAGGAGCAAGAUGCUCGAUACCGAUAUCUUGAGUCAAUUUAGGCUUAAUGCCUUUCGUAAUGAUCGAGUUGCAUACCAAGAGGAGAUGGUGAUAAAUGGAAAUGACGUGCUUGCUGUACUGAAGUCAAUGGAAAAUGCUUAUGACCUUGUUAUGGUUGGGAGACGUCAUCAGGAGUCACGGUUGAUGUCUGACCUUAGGCAACGGAACGAGCAUGAAGAGUUGGGAGCAGUGGGAGAGAUACUUGCAGCCACAGAUUUUAGAGGUGCGGCUUCAAUUUUAGUGGUGCAACAGCAGACCAAACUCUGGGGAUUGCAUGACCCUGAGGAUUCAACGCGAUUGAGAAGAGUAAAUAUAUAG
This is a messenger RNA of Juglans regia (Persian walnut), 2406 nucleotides long. RefSeq names its product cation/H(+) antiporter 15-like. The record is from RefSeq and is a predicted model, not a curated record. The coding region runs from base 1 to 2406 and encodes 801 amino acids. Gene Ontology annotation, cellular component: endomembrane system; membrane. Gene Ontology annotation, molecular function: antiporter activity. Lineage: Eukaryota; Viridiplantae; Streptophyta; Magnoliopsida; Fagales; Juglandaceae. The transcript is spliced from 3 exons. Gene Ontology annotation, biological process: proton transmembrane transport; regulation of pH.